GAGAACCUGGGCCGGGCGCCACGUGCCGACCUUCAAAACUGCAGUGGCUCGGGGGACCCGCCCUCUGCUCUUGAGGUGGAGCUGGCGGAUCCCGCAGGGGGUGACGCCCGAGUUAUCCCAGGCAGCGGUCGGCGACGGCGCCCUCGGCGUCCCAAGAGGACCAUCCACAUCGACUGUGAGCAGCGCAUCACCAGCUGCAAAGGCGCGCAGGCAGACGUUGUGCUGUUCUUCAUCCACGGUGUGGGCGGCUCGCUCGCCAUCUGGAAGGAGCAGCUGGACUUCUUUGUGCGACUUGGCUAUGAGGUGGUGGCACCUGACCUGGCGGGCCAUGGAGCCAGCUCUGCGCCGCAGGUGGCAGCUGCCUACACCUUUUACGCGCUUGCAGAGGACAUGCGGGCCAUCUUCACGCGCUAUGCCAAGAAGCGCAAUGUGCUGAUCGGACACUCUUAUGGGUAAGACCCAGGGUGGGCUGCUCACAUAACACUCCCUGCCUUCUGGGGGUAGGUGGAGAAAGGGUUGCAUGUAGUCAAGGGUACCCUUAAAAUCAUUAUGUAGCUGAGGUUGACCCUGAACACCUGAUCCUCCUGCCUCAACAUCCCAAGGAUUAGAAUGAAAGGCUUCUAUGCCAUCCCACCCAACUUCCCUCCUUGUAAAAUGGAUUGGGUUGGGGUUGUGGCUCAGUGGUAGAGCCCACACCUAGAAUCUCUCAGAGAGGAGGUGAAGGCGUGGCUCAGGGGUGGAGCCCCUGCCUAGGAUCCCCCAGUGAGGCGCUGGGGGCGUGGCUCAGGGGUGGAACCCCUGCCUAGGAUUCCAGUGAGGAGCUGGGGAUAGCCUGACACUAGAGCUCCGACCACACAACUAGUGUUUGUUAUUAGUUUCUGACAGUGGGUCGGGUGUGGAGGCAGAUGUGUGUCGUCUCCUUACUCAGGAAGCUGAUGCUGGAAAUUUCAGGUCAGCCUGGGCUGCAAAGUUAUUUCCAACCCAAGGCUACAUCUACGUGGCAAAAAUGUGUGUUAAAGGCGGGUUUCAUGGUGCAUGCUUUUAAUCUUAUCACUCAGGAGGCAGAAGCAGAGGCAGGCGGAUCUCUUUGAAUUCGAGGCCAGCCUGGUUUACAGAGCAAGGAUCAUCCAGAUAAACCCUGUCUUGAAAAAUGGAGAGAGAGAGACAGAGACAGAGACAGAGAGACAGAGACAGAAGAGGUUGGGCAUUAUAUUUGCCCUUGUCACCCCAGAACUUUUUGUUUUUCCUCGAGACAGGGUUUCUCUGUGGCUUUGGAGGCUGUC
Cricetulus griseus (Chinese hamster) is the source of this 1283-nucleotide messenger RNA. The record is from RefSeq and is a predicted model, not a curated record. Lineage: Eukaryota; Metazoa; Chordata; Mammalia; Rodentia; Cricetidae.